CUGUCUUACUUACACAUAACAUCAUUAUUUUAUAUCCAAAGUGUAGAAAUUGUACGAGCUAGCGUACUUUAGCCAAACAGGAAGUAACGUUGAACAGACCGGAAGUGACCGCAGAGGGCGCGACGUUUUAAAAUAAAAUUGUGCGGGUCGUUUUUGACUGUUGACAAAUCUCAUAUUCAAAGUAUUCCUAAAGGUGUCCCCCGGUUGAAAAACAAAAUGUCUUCAAAAAUUCCCAGAGGUUUGCAUUUACCUGCAGAGACGAAGAAAACGGGCCACAAAUUUGAAUCCAAAGACGCAGCAGCUGCGUCUGCGACAGCCCAGAGAUCGGACGUCGUCCUUAAAUCUCAAAAAGAAAAUGUACCCAGAAAAAAUAUUGCCCCUAAAGGUCACAAAGGGGUCUCCACCAGGUACGGGCAACAGGCAGAGCUCAAGGAGCAAAAUCAGCAAUUGAUGACUGUCAACGAGGAGCUGCAAAAGAACCUCACAGAGACACAGCAACGAAUGGCUGAGUUGGAGAUGCAGUUCGGUGACCUCGAAAAGGAAAACGCAGAGGUGCAGAAAAACCUGAAGGACUGCCAUGUUCUCCUAGUCGCGGCGAAAAUGGACCCAGUUUUAGGAGGAAGGGUUGGAGAAGCUGCACAGCAAAAUGAAGAUCAGAGGAAUGAAGCAAUGAGCGUCUCUGCAGACCUGCUGAACGAAUUAAGAACAUUUGGUGAUACUGCAACACAGCAACGUACUCAGCUAGAGGAAAUCCAAAAAACAAUGACGGACCUGGCUAAAGCCCGAGAACACAUGUUGCAGGAAAGGCAGAACUUCUCGCUGGAGGCUGCUGAGAUGGAAAGAGCUCUCACGGAAGCCGAGGCUCUCUUACUGUAAAACGUGUAAUAUCUCGCCGUGAAAUGAGUAUUGAAAUAAAAUGUGUCUAUAUUGAUGUUUAUUGUGCGUUUUUGAACUAAAGACUAAAAAUGAAUAAAUGAUUUCUUAUUUCCUCA
Molecule: messenger RNA, 992 nt
Organism: Scophthalmus maximus (turbot)
Lineage: Eukaryota; Metazoa; Chordata; Actinopteri; Pleuronectiformes; Scophthalmidae
Gene: knstrn
Product: kinetochore localized astrin (SPAG5) binding protein
Exons: 9
Coding region: 217-876 (219 amino acids)
Biological process (GO): mitotic sister chromatid segregation; spindle organization; regulation of attachment of spindle microtubules to kinetochore
Cellular component (GO): centriolar satellite; microtubule plus-end; mitotic spindle
Source: RefSeq, a predicted model, not a curated record